AUGCGCGGAGGCGCUAAUGAUAAAAUUAUUCAAGUAUUUCAUUUUACUAAGGAACCGCUACGCACGCAUAGAAUUCCAUUUAAAUUUGUUAUUAAGGCUGUUAGUAUCUUAAAUGUUAAUUCAUGUGCGCCUUCAAUUACGCUUAGGAAUGAACGAAAAAGAUUUCUCGAAGGUGAAAUUUGCAAUUGUACAAGCGGUAUCAUUGCCAAGCCUCAAUAUAUAGAGUAUAAUAAUGUUAUUCUAUCGGAUUAUGGAUUAACAGAUGAGCUCUUAGGUCUUGAUCAUGUGGAUAAAACGGGACACCAAGCUAUUGCGAACAGUAUUUUGCCAGAUCUAGGCUAUGAAAUUGAGGAUUUCCAAUAUUAUACGUGGCAAAUCACAAAUUGGUCAAGUUUAGAAAAAAGGAUAACAAGUCCUGAAUUUGAAGCUGGAGGUUGGAAAUGGCGUAUUUUACGCUUUCCUCAUGGAAACAAUGAUGAUUCGUAUGUUUCGAUUUAUUUGGAAUUUUCAGAUCCAAUAGAUGCACUUGCUGAUUUGCACUGCUGUGCACAAUUUGGUUUGCUAUUAUGGAAUCCAGAAAACCCAGCGUUCUAUGCUUCUCAGAAUUCGCAUCAUCGCUUCACUGCCGAAGAACAAGAUUGGGGAUUUGCGCGGUUCUACGCACAAAAUAAGCUGUUUAUACCAUCUGAUAAUCAACCUCAUCCAUUAAUAAAAAAUAAUACCUGUAAUAUUACGGCCUUGGUUCGCAUUAUAAAGGACCCAACUGGCGUCUUAUGGCAUAACUUUAAAAAUUAUGAUUCAAAAAAAGUUACUGGAUAUGUUAACCUAAAAACCCACGGUGCAACAAAUUAUUUAAAUGUUGAGUUGCAAUUAUUAUAUAGCAUAAAAUAUUUUCGCAAGGCGAUAUAUCAAAUCCCAACGGAAUAUGACGAAUCAAAUAAAAGUAUUCCUUUGGCGAUACAAAAUAUUUUUUAUAAAUUACAAGUAUCGAAUACAUACGUUGAAACAACGGAAUUAACAAAUUCAUUUGGGUGGAAUCCAUCAGAUUGUUAUACAUCACAUGAUGUACAGGAGUUUGAUAGUGUACUCCUAGAUAAUUUAGAAGGUAAAUUGAAGGAUACAACUGCAGAUGGAGUUAUUUCUGAACUCUUUGUAGGAAAAAUGAAGAGCUAUGCUAGGUGUGUCAACAUAAAUUAUGAGAAUUCACUUAUUGAUAAUUAUUAUGAUAUUCAACUUGAAAUAAAAGGGUGCAAAACCUUAAAUGAUUCUUUCCUAAAAUAUAUUCAUGAAGAAUCUUGUGAAGGAAAUAAUCAAUACCAAACUGGAAUCUAUGGUUUGCAAGAUGCAAAGAAAGGAGUAAUUUUUGAAA
Molecule: messenger RNA, 1369 nt
Organism: Cetraspora pellucida
Lineage: Eukaryota; Fungi; Glomeromycota; Glomeromycetes; Diversisporales; Gigasporaceae
Source: the annotation of a GenBank genome assembly